Purpureocillium lilacinum is the source of this 546-nucleotide messenger RNA. RefSeq lists its product as uncharacterized. Gene Ontology annotation, biological process: protein depalmitoylation. Lineage: Eukaryota; Fungi; Ascomycota; Sordariomycetes; Hypocreales; Ophiocordycipitaceae. Gene Ontology annotation, cellular component: cytoplasm. The record is from RefSeq and is a predicted model, not a curated record. Gene Ontology annotation, molecular function: carboxylic ester hydrolase activity; palmitoyl-(protein) hydrolase activity.
AUGGGAGCUCUCCGACGUGCUACUCUUCGGCUUCGGCCAGGGCGGGUCCUUUGCCCUAGCGCUGGCCGCCUCGCUGGCCAAGGAGAACCAGGUCGUCGACGUGACCACCACCACCGCCACCACCGCGGGCACCGACGACAACGGCGGAGGGGUGGACAGGAGCAGCUUCAAGGGCGUCGUGUCCAUCGGCGGGCCGCUGCCGCCCUCAUCGGUGAGCACGCGUUCCGCACGGGAAAAGUGCCGCACCAGCGCGCUGGUGUGCCAGCUGGACGGCGAGCAGAGCGACUACGUGCGGCGCGAGUUCCGGGACGUGCGGGUCGUGCGCUGGCGGAGGGGGGACGUCGCCAUGCCGAGGGACAGGGAGGAGAUGCUGCCCAUUAUGAAGUUCUUUGCGGAGAGGCUACGGAGCGGGUGGUAGGCAGGCAGGCACGCAGGCAAGGUGCCGCGCGAGGCUUUUCGCGUGGAAGGACAGGACAUGGUACGAUAUGGCGUGGCAUCACGCGAGGCGGUUAUGGGCACGGGCGGUUCACGAUGUGGGAGGGAUAG